AAUGGGUUUGUAUUUAACAAAACCUGAAACAACUAAAUUAACUUAAUCAGGUUAAGUAUUUGAUUAUACAUAUACAUCUACAUCAUUGCAGGGUUGGCAAAUCUAAUAGGAUGAAUUUACUAUUAUUAAAGAGAAAUUUGAUUAAGAAAAUAGUUUAUUCUGUAUAGUGGAAUAAUAUGGUGGAAUAGAAUAUGGCAAAUACAUUUAAGAUCAUAUAGUGGAAGCAUUAAUUAAUGACUAAGAAUAUAAAUAGAAAAAUUAUGAUAAAGCUAUUGUCAGUUUAUAUGAGAGAUUGGAUAAUCAAUUGAAAAAUCAAUUUAAGGAGAGUACUAGUUAUUAAGGUGUUACUCUAUUAUUAACAUUGAUUACUAAUGAAAAUAUUUAUGUAGCCAAUGCAGGAGUACUUAAUACUUUUUGAUAUCAUAUAGUUAUCUAGAUGUGUAAUUAGAUAUGAAGGCAAACACAAAGUAAUGACAGUUGAACAUUAUCCUAUUAAUGAUUUAGAGAAAUAACGUAUUCUUGCUGCUGGAGGUGAAGUUUGGGAAAAUAGAUUAAAUGCUCAUCUUCCUUAUAGUAGAGGUCUUGGAAAUUUCGAAUAUAAAUCCAAUUCCAAUCUAGAUUAAAACAAAUAACUUCUUAUUUCUGUACCAAGUAUUAAGUAUGUUGACAAAGAAGAUACUGAGUUAAUUUUAAUGGGAAGUCACGGUUAAAAUUAUUCAUGAUGAAUUUUUAGGUUUUUGGGAAACCUGGACUAAUAAUGCCAUAACAGAAAUGAUUCUUGAAAGAAUUCAAUAAGGAAAAGCUUUGUCUGAUAUUUUAGAAACAAUUUGCGAUUCAAUUGUUGCAAAGAAUGUUGAAUCAGAAUAUGGAAAAGAUAACAUUUCUAGUAUUUUAAUUUAUUUCUAAAGAGGAUAAAAAAACAAGUUAUUUGAUCAAUGAUUUAAAAUAAUUAAUUUAUUAUAUCUAAAUGUAAAAAAAAUAACAAUCUCAACCUUUUUUGUUAAGCCAAUAAGAAGUACCGUUUUAAUGUCGAGUUGUUCGAAAACAUUUUUUUAAGGAUAGAGUAUAUUAGUUAAAAUAUUACAAUAACCAAAUCACAAUGACUUACGUAAAUACUAUUGACAUAUUUUAGCAUUUAAAUAUGGAUGCUCCAAAAUAUAUUAUGAAAAUCGAUGAAUUCACUACUUUUGAAUGGUUAAUCAAACAAUAAAGGUUGUUUGGUUUCAAAUUUCCUUAUCAAGGGAAAUUAAAGGAGUUUCAUGCUGACCAGACUGACCUAAUCUCACUUAGAUAGAGAUUGAGUAACAAAAUGGUUUUCCUCAAUCUAAGUUAAAACUAUAAAUAUCUUACAACUUUAGAAUCAGGGUCGUUUGGUUAGGUAUGAAAUUAUCAUAUAUUAUUUAUAGGUUACAUCCAAUGAAUAUUACUUUAAUAAUAAUAAAGUGGCUAUUAAACAUAUAUUACUUAAUGGAAAGAAAGACCAAUAAAAACAAAUAGAGAAUGAAAUUUAGAUCCUAAGAUCAAUUAAACAUCCACGAUUACUUGAGAUCUAUGAAGUAUUUAAAAAUGAACUUUAUUAUUAAAUUGUGACUGAAUUUAUAGAAGGUGAUAAUUUAAAACAGCUAAUGUUCAAUAAAUUAAACCAAUUUAAAAAUGAAGAAAUUUUAGAAAUCAUGCAAGUAUAAAUUAAAUAAAAUUUAAGUAAUUAUUUGAAGCUUUGACUUAUCUUCAUCGUAAUUAGAUACUUCAUAGAGAUAUCAAACCAGCCAACAUUAUGUAUCAUAAUAAUAAGCUCAAAUUGAUCGAUUUUGGACUUGCUUGUUAUGAUGGUAAAUAAUUAUUAGAAAAUCCUAAUUGUGGCACAGAGGGUUAUGUGGCACCUGAAGUCUUAAAUGUUAAUUAAACUAAAUUAAAUUAUGAUUUUAAAGUCGAUGUAUAUAGUGCUGGUUGUGUAUUAUACAUCCUAUUAACAGGCACUAAAUUACAAUAAUCAAAUUAGUCAAGUAUGAGUUUUUAAAAAAAUAAAACAUAUCAAAAUAGUGAAAAUAGCUAAUUGUUCGAAUUAGUUAAAAUAAUGACCAAACCUAAUCCAUUUGAUAGACCAUCAAGUUUUUAGGUUCUAGAAUUAAUUAGAUUAAUUAAAGAGAAUUGUGCUUAUGAUAUCAGUUUAUGGUAUAGUAAUGCAUUUAAUCUUUCUAAUUCAAAUAAUUCUUAUUAAACUGCAUCUACUGCAAGGUAUAUUCAUACCUCAAAGAAUUAAAAAAGUGUAUGUAGCUUUAAUAGUGCCAGAGGAAUUGGCUAGACCCUUUCUAAAUAAAUUAUAAAAUGA
Messenger RNA from Paramecium pentaurelia, 2329 nucleotides. NCBI's taxonomy places the organism in Eukaryota, Ciliophora, Oligohymenophorea, Peniculida, Parameciidae. The record is from the annotation of a GenBank genome assembly.